GGGCGGGGCCUCCUGCCGGAAGCGACCGCCCGGCCGAGGUUUCGGUUGGCGGCCGGCGGUGGGAGAUGCGCCCGCGAGCGAAGGGCGGGCGUUCGAAGGCAGCUCGGCGCUGGGGCUGAGCGGCUGAGGCGCCGCGCGGUCAUGGCCCCCACCAAGCCCUGGGGAGAGUGGUUCCUGGGCCUGCGGGUGCCGCCCGCCGGCGUCUUCGGGGUGGCCUUCCUCGCCCGGGUGGCCCUGGUUUUCUACGGCGUCUUCCAGGACCGGACGCUGCUCGUGCGGUACACGGACGUCGACUACCGGGUGUUCACGGACGCCGCGCGCUUCGUCACCGAGGGGCGCUCCCCGUACCUGCGGGCCACGUACCGCUACACCCCGCUGCUGGGCUGGCUGCUCACGCCCAACGUGUACCUGUGCGAGCUCUUCGGGAAGUUUCUGUUCAUCAGCUGCGACCUGCUCACCGCCUUCCUCCUCUACCGCCUGCUGCUCUUCAAGGGGCUGGGCCGGCGCCGGGCUUGCGGCUACUGUGUCUUCUGGCUCCUUAACCCGCUGCCCAUGGCGGUGUCCAGCCGCGGCAACGCCGACUCGAUGGUCGCGGCGCUGGUGCUGGCGACGCUGUACCUGCUCGCGAGGAGGCAGGUGGCGUGCGCCGCGGUGUCGUACGGCCUCGCCGUGCACAUGAAGAUGUACCCGGUGACCUACAUCCUGCCCAUCGCCCUGCACUUGCUCCCGGAGCGCGGCGACCCCGGCCGGCCCCGCUGCCCCUUCCAGGCCCGCCUGUACGAAUUCCUCAAGAGGCUGUGCAGUCGGGCCGUGCUGCUCUUCGUCGCCGUCGCCGGGCUCACGUUUUUCGCCCUGAGCUUCGGCUUCUACCAGAAAUACGGCCGGGAGUUUCUGGAGCACACCUACCUGUACCACCUGACGAGGCGGGACAUCCGGCACAACUUCUCGCCCUACUUCUACAUGCUGUACUUGACCGCGGAGAGCCCGUGGAGCUUCGCCCUGGGCCUCGCCGCCUUCCUGCCGCAGUUCCUCCUGCUGUCGGCCGUGUCGUUCGCCUACUACAGGGACCUCGUCUUCUGCUGUUUCCUGCACACGGCCAUCUUCGUGACUUUCAACAAAGUCUGCACCUCCCAGUACUUUCUUUGGUACCUCUGCCUGCUGCCCCUGGUGAUGCCGCUGGUGAGGAUACGGUGGAAACGCGCCGUGGUUCUCCUGAUGCUGUGGUUCAUCGGGCAGGCCCUCUGGCUGGCUCCUGCGUACCUCCUGGAGUUUCAGGGAAAGAACACCUUUCUGUUUAUCUGGUUAGCGGGUUUGUUCUUCCUUCUUAUCAACUGUUCCAUCCUAAUUCAAAUUAUUUCCCAUUACAAGCAGGAACCCCUGGCAGAGAGAAUCAAAUAUGACUAAUUCGGGCUCCUGUUCUUCUGCCACUUCUAGUACAUUCGGAUGGUGCUGAAUGGGCCGGAAGAGAGCUUUGGAGACAUUUUUGAACAUCCUGUGCACGCUGGUGAAAGUUCAGUUGGGAGCAUGAAUCCCGGCCCCGAGGGAGAUUAAAGCGAAUGGUUGCCUUGUAUAUAAAGGGGACUCAAUAAUUGAGGUCCACCUCUAGGAAGUCUUAGGCCUCAUUCAUCGGGAACACGAUGGGAAGGAAAGGUUACUUGUUUCAACACCGAAAGGCUGAUGAAACUAUCAGAUGCCAAAAGGUUUUUGAAGAAAAAUAGAGGAAUGUAGUCAGUCCCGGGGUCUAACCCAGUGUUCAUACCAGCUACACUAUGCCGCAGAGUCUAAAGCUGUCUUUUCUUUUCAACCCCCCACUUUUUCUUUUGAAAGCUUUCCCAAUAGCUGUGAAAACUCGCGGAAUGUUCCUAAAGUACAGCUUUUAGAUGUAAAGUGGUAAAUAUUAACUCUUGUGCUUAGGUUGGGAAAGUUCAUUCUGUAUUAAAAGUGGGGGCUUAGAAAAGAGCCCAAAGAAUUUAAACUGUAAUCAUGUUUCACAUAUCUGUUUCAUUACUUAGUUUUUCAGCACUUAGUCUCAUGGUAUUACACUACCAUUUGGUUUUAUGCAGAAAGGAUUAAAUUAAAAUUCACCCAUCUUUAAACUGAAGUCAUUACAUUAUUUUAAAAUAGCAUCUUGCUUUUGAUGUUUGAAGUCCACAAACUAUUAAGGACAUUUUAGUGUUCUUUUAUACCCCUUUGUUUUUAAUUUUCUCAUUGCUUUUUUUUCUAGUUUUCUUUUUUUUUUUUUUUAAAUGUUUAUUUCUGAGAGACAGAGAGACAGAAUGCUAGCAGGGGAGGGGCAGAGAGAGAGGGAGACACAGAAUCCGAAGCAGGCUCCAGGCUCUGAGCUGUCAGCACAGAGCCCUACUUGGGGCUCGAACCCAUGAACCGUGAGAUCAUGACCUGAGCCGAAGUUGGACACUUAACCUGACUGAGCCCCCCGGGCGCCCCUAAUUUUCUGAUUGCUUAAAAAUAUUUUUCGUCUGGAAUUUAAGUGAAUCUUGGGUCAUCUGUGUUGCGAAAAUGCAAAGUAGUAGAUUUUAAGUGAUAAAAAAAUUACAUUGUUAGUAAAGUGUUUUCCAGCUUAAAAAUACCCCUCUGAAGAAAAUUCUAUGAUGGAAAUGGAGACCUGUGUGGGAGGCUCUGGAAAGCAUUAAGAAGCAUCAUUAGUCUUCAGACCAGGAAAUUGAGGGAGAGACUGUGGACCUGAGGCUUUGCUGGGCGGAUCCAUUUCCCUUAUUACUAUCAUAUUUCUAGGAAAAAAUGUUUUCUGAGUUUCAAACAAGCAACCUAAAAUUUUUUUUAGUCCCCAUCUAGGUUGGGGACUCCCUAAGAAGCUAAAAUGUAGGAGUUUGCUUUUGUGGUUUUAAAAGAUGAGUAAUUAAGUGACAUUGUUCUUUCAUAGUACAACACACACACACACACAGCGCACAACUUUAGAGAAGUAGUAUAUUUCAUAUCAGUUCCGGCCAAAAAGAGACUUUGAGAGUAAUGUCUGCGGGCUGGUCAUAAACAAGAAUGCUGUUACUGGGAGCACUUCUUUGAUGGAUGUGUUUUGGGACCUGCCAUUAGAAGGAGGGAAAGAAUGGGUGGUUUUGCAUGGGUGGUUGUUCAGUGAAAAUAGCAGAGACCAUUAAUUGUUGGAGAUGGUGACCGUUCUUAGAGCAUCUAGUCUCAUAUCCCAUGUUAGGUCUUACCUUGAGUACUCUUCGUAUGUGAUUGUUCAUUAGUUGCCUUCCAGCCAUGACUUUUUUAUCCUUUUUUUUUUUUUCAUUCUUUUGUAAUAAUAAUUAAAUUUUUUUUUGGUAGAGAGGCACCUGGGUGGUUCAGUCGGUUGAGCUUCCGACUUCGGCUCAGGUCAUGAUCUCACAGUUUGUGGGUUUGAGCCCCGCAUCAGGCUCUGUGCUGACUGCUUGCUCAGAGCCUGGAGCCUGCUUCGGAUUCUGCGUCUCCUUCUCUCUCUGCCCCUCCCCUGCUCACGCUUUGUCUCCGUCUGUUUCUCAAAAAUAAAAAUAAAUGUAAAGAAAAAACAAUUUUUUUUUGGUAGAACUGGUGGGAAAGGGGUGGGAAACAUGGAAUUCCAGUAUCCCAAUAUAAUUGUCUUUUUGGUAUUCCAGACUAUUUUUUAGAUUGUCAUAAGUAUAUUCACUUAUUAAUUUCCCAAUUUGUUUACUUUAAUAUUCUGUUUUUGUAGCGGCUUACUCUGUACUUACAUUGAAGCUGCUGAGUAACACUCCCAUCGCACGGAUGUUCACAUCACAAAUAGGUCAGUCUUCCACUGUGAAACCUCGACAGUUGCCUCUAAUCUAAGACUUUAAACGUUUUCCAUGUCUUAGAUCAUUCCCUUAACAUUCUCAGAGUGUCUGAUAUUCUUAGAAGUCGGUGGAGUUCUGCUGGGAUCUUUGGACAGAGCUUCAAGUGCAGAACCUGCCCUGGGGGGACAUUCUCUCCUGAAGAACUAUGGGCAUUUCUCAAAAGAUGUAGAGGCUGUUUUGCAGCUCGUAGGCUGCAAACCAUUUAUAAAUUCAUGAAGUGAUUUUAUUUUGUCUCGAGGGUUUUCAUUUUUUUCAUUUUUCUUCCUGGUUUUAUACAAUCUCUUCUUGUCUUCUUUUCACUUGCAGUCUUUUUGGUGUCUUUAGUAGUCCUUUAAGAACACCUUAAAAUCGUAUAGGACUUUGCCUUAUUUCCUACACAAUUCUUUUUGUUCUAAUGAUCAAUGUACCUUAAGAUCAAUGUACCCAUUUAUAGAUAAGCGCUAAUUAUUAGCCUAUGAGGCACCGUACUUAAGAGAAUCUGUUCUAAACCCAGCAGACCACAUGGCUUAUUUUCUUCAGUAGUUGCCUUACUGUCUUGAAAAUGUCCUUAAAUAUCUCUAGAUAAAUUUCCUGGAUUAGGUACAUUGGAAAGGCUCACAUUCUCCCGGCCCCCACACAAGACUCUUAAAACUGUAGAUUUUAGUUACUGACUUCUCACCAUUUGGCUGAAUGACUCUGUGGCAUAACAUUGUGUCAAAAGUUGGAUAAAACUUGGCUUGCAGUUAGUUUUCUGCACCACCACCCGGCCUCAACCAUCUGUACAGUGGGUGGAAAAGGGAAAAGAUGGAAAAUUUCACAUGGGACAGUCUCUAAAUGCAACCUCGUGUUUUUGUUUGUUCCCCAGUGCUUUCUUAUGAACACUUUAAACACGGCCCAUAAACCUACCAUCAAAGUUCAACAAUUAGUGUUUUGCUGUAUUUGCUUUAUUUACACGUACUAUUUUUAAAUUAUUACUAUUAUUGUUUUUAAAUUAAUGCUCAUUUUUGAGAGAGAGCAGGGGAGUGGCAGAGAGGGAGACAGAGGAUCCGAAGUGGGCUCUGUGCUGACAGCAGAGAGCUUGAUGUAGGGCUUGAACUUAACCGUGAGAUCAUGACCUGCCGAAGUCAAAUGCUUAGCCGACUGAGCCACCCAGGCGCCCCUUAUUUUUAUUUUUAUUUUUAUUUUUUAGAGAAAGAAGGAGAGAGAGUGCAAGCGGGAAAAAGGGGCAGAGAGAGAGAACCUUAAGCAGGCUCUAUGCUCAGUGUAGAGCCUGAUGUGGGGCUCAGUCCCACAACCGUGGGAUAGUGACCUGAGCUGAAAAAGUCAGACCCUCAAUAACUGAGCCAGCCAGGCACCCUAUACAUAUUAUUUUUAUUAUUUAUUUGUAUAUAUAAUUUUUUUCUGAACCAAAUGAGGUUGCAGACAUUGUGAACUUCACUGGUAAAUUCGUUAGACAUCUCCUAGAAAUAGUCUUUUCUUACAAAACUGUAAUAUUGUUAUAUCAUUUAACAGCCUGUCCGUUUUCUAGUUUCUCGAAUUAUUUUGUGUUUAAUCUUAAAGAAUAGACCUUGGAUUCUCCGGAAGAGCAUGCUAGAGAACCUGUAAUUAAGCAUUUUGGAUCUUUUCCUGGUCUUCACAACUAAGUGAGAAGUAAAGGAAUUUACCUCCCAUCGAA
Neofelis nebulosa (Clouded leopard) is the source of this 5463-nucleotide messenger RNA. RefSeq names its product phosphatidylinositol glycan anchor biosynthesis class M (gene PIGM). Gene Ontology annotation, biological process: GPI anchor biosynthetic process. Gene Ontology annotation, cellular component: membrane; glycosylphosphatidylinositol-mannosyltransferase I complex. The coding region runs from base 142 to 1404 and encodes 420 amino acids. The transcript has a single exon. NCBI's taxonomy places the organism in Eukaryota, Metazoa, Chordata, Mammalia, Carnivora, Felidae. The record is from RefSeq and is a predicted model, not a curated record. Gene Ontology annotation, molecular function: GPI mannosyltransferase activity; alpha-1,4-mannosyltransferase activity.